GUGAGGCCGGGCCGGGAGGAGCUGCGCCGGUGCCGCGCUUUGGCAGCCUUCGCUGUCGUGGGAGGAGACUGCGGGGACGGAGACGCAGCCGGCGUGCCUAGUAAAAAGUUAACGCAAACGGAGACCGAUAUUCUUAACAGGCUGGUAACUAGAACCAACCUUCUGCACUUGGCUCUGUGGCCACGAGGAAUGGCAAUGGAAGAUCCCGACAGGAAGACAGAAGUAGUGCUGCUGGCCUGUGGGUCCUUCAAUCCCAUUACCAACAUGCAUCUGAGGCUAUUUGAGCUGGCUAAAGACUAUCUCCAUGAGACAGGAAAAUACAAAGUAAUCAAAGGAAUAAUUUCACCAGUAGGUGAUGCAUAUAAGAAGAAGGGUCUGAUCAGUGCUGAUCACCGAGUAACUAUGGCAAAAUUAGCCACCAGUAACUCAGAUUGGGUGGAAGUUGAUGACUGGGAAAGCAGCCAGAGUGAGUGGUUGGAAACAGUGAAAGUUUUAAGGCACCAUCAUGAAAAGCUUUCAUCCCCUGAUGCUACCAUUAGUCUGCAGAAUGCUUUACCUUUAACAAAGCCGGGACGGAAGAGGAAACAAGAACCAAAUAGGCACGACCCCAUUAAGAAGAAAAAUCAGAGUUCAGAUGGAAAAAAUGUCCCACAGGUUAAACUGCUUUGUGGAAGUGACGUGCUGGAAUCCUUUGGGAUCCCCAAUCUGUGGAAGUUGGAAGACAUCACUGAAAUUAUACAAAAUUAUGGUCUUGUAUGCAUCAGUAGGGCUGGAAACAGCAUUCAGAAAUUCAUCUAUGAAUCUGAUAUUUUGUGGAAAUACAAGAACAACAUUCAUCUCGUGGAAGAAUGGAUCACAAAUGACAUUUCCUCCACCAAAAUCAGGAGAGCGCUGCGGAGAGGACAGAGCAUUCGUUACCUGGUGCCUGAUGUGGUGCGGGCAUACAUAGAGAAAAACGAUCUGUACAGCCUAGAGAGCGAAGACAGGAAUGCUGGGGUUACCUUGGCUCCUUUACAGAAAAAUGCAAGUGAUUCUAAGAACUAGCAGGCACUUCACAGAUAAUUUGCUUUCUGGUGUGAAAAGAUAAAAAAAGAUAAUAGUCCAGUACAUGAAGAUGGUUUUUUUUUUUUUUGUCAGUAGCAAGCAAAUUCUACAGCUUCAGUGAUGUGCAGCUGCUGACAAGGUUUGGUUUGUUUAACAUGGGGGCCUAUAUAUUCUUCAUUUUAUAAAAUCCUGUAAUAAGAUUUCCACAUCUAGACAGACUGUCACAGUUCAGUGAACUAAAUACAAGAAUUUACCAUAGUGUACGAGAAUUACAAAUAUGAACAAAGCAAGUGAAAGUGUUCUGAUUUAGUUUAGACUACUGUGACUGCUAUUUAUGAAAUAGGAACACAAAUAACUCAGCGUUAUAAGUAGCAAAGUCAUCUUACUUGAAACUCACCACUUCUGAGGGUAAAUCUGCAAUAACUAAUUUUUUAAAAACUGCUAACACAUGAUGCAACUUGAAUUAUUUGGCUGCAUCCUGUAGAAGGAAGAAGCUACUGCUGGGUGCUAGCUAUACCAUGCUAUCAGUUGCUUGCCUUUCAAAUAUGAAGCCUGUUUGUUUGCUGUCAUGCAAUCUGCAGCCCAAAUACCUCAUGCUUUAGUUUUUCAUUCACAGUUCCAGAGCUCUAGAUUAAGUUCAGCAGUAUUUCUCAAAUGAGGAUAGACCUACUUCAAAAACUGGUUUAUAGCCAUUGAUUUAAUGGCUAUAAGUUAAUAACAGCAUCACUGCAGAUUCUCAUACCAUUCUCCUUUUAUUUCCAGUAACAACUGAGCCUUAACUUUUAAGCCAAACAGAGACAAUUGUUUGCUGCUACUGGAAUUGAGAAGAAAUAGUGGGAUGCUAGGAACAUAUAUAAGCAAAAUGGUUUUCUUUGCUGGAAACCUGAUUUAGAAUCUAACAAAAUAUUGUCUCUAUUAUAUCAUUAUAAACUAGAGAGGCACUAUGAAUGCCAUGGCAAUUGAAUUGUACCUCCCUUUCUUUGCUGCCAUCCCAUUUUUUUUUUUUUUUAAGAUUACGUGCUUUACUAGAAGUGUCAAGGUUUCCAAGAUGCUAACAGGUCAACAGCUUUCGCACAGUACCUCUGCACAGCAAAUCUAUUCACAUUUUUCAGAUUCACAAAGCCAAUAGAAUGAGAGAUUCUGAGGUCCUGUGCGCAGGGCUCCUGUAGGAGUCAACACUUCAGUGGGAAGAGCUGUAGUUUGCAGUGGGGCUAGGAUCAGGGAUGCACACCUGGAGCCUCACAAAAUAUUUUGCAAUUACCACAGAGCAGAACCCCUGUUCUAGAUUCAGCCUGCAUAAGUGGCCAUUACAGAGAACAUACGAGAUCAAAACCGAAUCAGAACUAAGCAGGUCAUCUGUAACUGUAUGGUGACAUGAAGUAGCUCCAAGGAUUGCCCCCGCCCCCCCCCCCCGGGUGAUUCCUGCAUUAAAUGUGCUCAUUCCACUGGAGCUUAGGCAAGCUUACGCUGUCUUGAUAAGGAGGCUGGGUUCAUGCAUAAUCAGUGGUACUAAUGGUACUGAAGGACACAUUAAGCACCUCUGUCAUGCUUCAGCAAUCAAAAUGCCACUGAAGAUUGAAUUUGAACUAUAUUAGUGAUGGUGCAUGGGAAAGAACAAGAUCUGUAUUUCUUUUCUGUCUGCUGUCUCUGUGGCAGAUAAGAGCAAAGAACAAGAUCUAAAUUAAUUACUCAACUCGAUUAGUGUGUUUCUGAAUAAACAGAGCAGAUCUAUUGAGUGGGAAAGCAACCUAUUUCUGUGGUCACUUUUCAGCAUGAAAAUGUGCUUUAGGUUUACUCUUCUAAGUAACGACACUGGUGUGUAUGGGUUUGCUUUGUGCAACUCUAGAGAAACUGCAUAUUUGAAAGUAAUAAUAAUAAUUUAAUGCUUCAUGAAGCACUGAUUAUCAGACACUAUUUCACCGCAUUUUCAUGUAGUUACACAUGAUGGGUUUUUCAACAGAGUAAAUUGCAUGUAAUGUACUAGUUUUAGUCAUUAACCAACUCUGAUGUCUGUUGACUGCACGACUUUUAAGAGGGAAGCACAUUAUCAGUAGAGUUUUUUCCAUACAAACCAGAAUAUUGUUCAAAACUGCAAUGAAUAUAGAUCUUCUGUUUUACCAGUGAGAUCCAGAAGCCUCCAUUACAACACUGGGAGUAAGCACACACACAAUUUAGUGUUCUAAUCUGUUCUGAAUAGCAGCAUCAUAAUUAGUGAAGCAUCAUUUUGCAAAAUGAUAAAGAAGUAAAACUUCCAUGAGUGGGCUUUAUCUACAGAGAAUUUAUAUUCUUCAAAAUGUAAAGUUUGUGAAUAAUGCAGUUCAUUGAACUUCUAUAAAGAAGCUACAACGUAUUCAUAGAUGCUCUGUAAAAUAAAUUGCCUUCUUUUCUUGUUUUA
This is a messenger RNA of Centrocercus urophasianus (Greater sage-grouse), 3439 nucleotides long. It is a transcript of the gene NMNAT1, whose product is annotated as nicotinamide nucleotide adenylyltransferase 1. Lineage: Eukaryota; Metazoa; Chordata; Aves; Galliformes; Phasianidae. Bases 190 to 1044 code for a protein of 284 amino acids. Gene Ontology annotation, biological process: NAD+ biosynthetic process. Gene Ontology annotation, molecular function: nicotinamide-nucleotide adenylyltransferase activity; nicotinate-nucleotide adenylyltransferase activity. The record is from RefSeq and is a predicted model, not a curated record. The transcript has 5 exons.